Fusarium coffeatum is the source of this 1548-nucleotide messenger RNA. RefSeq lists its product as uncharacterized. The transcript is spliced from 11 exons. Gene Ontology annotation, molecular function: transmembrane transporter activity. Gene Ontology annotation, biological process: transmembrane transport. Gene Ontology annotation, cellular component: membrane. The record is from RefSeq and is a predicted model, not a curated record. Bases 1 to 1548 code for a protein of 515 amino acids. NCBI's taxonomy places the organism in Eukaryota, Fungi, Ascomycota, Sordariomycetes, Hypocreales, Nectriaceae.
AUGACGGCAGAUACUCCGGCCCAAGAGGGCCACCUCCAAAAGAGGUUCUCAAAGAUCACUAUGAUCGGCAUGGCAUUCGCAAUUCUCAACACUUGGAUCUCUCUCGCCGGGUCCCUAGGACUUGUCAUGCCAUCAGGUGGCUCUGUCAGCUUCGUCUACGGCUUCAUUUUCUGCGUUAUCUGCAAUAUCUGCUUGAGCGCCAGCGUAGGGGAAUUAGCAUCCCUGUAUCCUACAGCCGGAGGACAAUAUCACUAUUCAUUUGCCCUAUCAACCAAAAAAUGGAGGAAUCUUAUGAGUUUCCUUGUUGGAUGGAUAAAUAUCGCUGGGUGGUUAACACUUAACACAACUGCAGCCUACUUUGGAGCUCGCUUCCUUGCCGCAGCCGCAGUAGCUGGUUCUGGCGGUACAUAUGAGAUCACUCAAUGGGGCACGUAUUUGAUGUUUGUCGCAGUAUCAAUUGUUGGCGUGUUCCUGAAUAUCUUUGCCUAUCCAAUUCUGAACCGAUGGAAUGAGGGUGCUCUGUAUUGGUCCAUAACCAGUGUUGUGGUGAUCAGCAUCGUGCUUCUGUCCACCUCCCCAAAGACUGAUGCCAAGUUCGUCUUUACCAAUUUCUCCAACACAACUGGAUGGAGCGACGGCACGGCUUGGAUGCUUGGACUGCUUCAGUCAGCUCUGAGCAUGAUCGGUUUUGAUGCCGUCGCACAUAUGACGGAAGAGAUGCCCCGACCACAAAAAGAUGCCCCUCAGGCCAUGGUUGCUGCUGUUCUAGUCGGUGGUGUAACUGGUAUUGUCUUCAUCUUGGUCAUGCUCUUCUGCUUCGUUGACCUCGACCUCCUUCUCGCAUCACCCACCCAGAGCCCUCUCACUGAGAUGAUCUUCCAAGCCACCGGUAGCCAAGUCGCGGCGACAGUGUUGAGUGUUGCCGUUGCCCUGUGUUUUGUUAAUGGAGCCAAUGGCUGUGUAACUUCUGGAAGUCGACUUCUCUGGUCUAUGGCCCGUGAUAAUGGAACACCAUUCUCCAACUAUCUCUCACACCUUCACCCCAAGCUGAAUGUUCCCGUCCGAGCUAUCUUAGUACAAGCUGUCUUCAAUCUUUGCUUUGGAUUAUUAUAUCUAGGCCCGGAAGUUGCUUUUAAUGCAUAUAUCGCCAGCUGCACACUGUUCCUCAACCUGUCAUAUGCCGCGCCAGUUCUCAUCCUUCUUAUCAGAGGGCGACAGCUUGUUCUCGCAGAGCCUCCUGAGUUUUCCCUUGGACAUGUGUUUGGAUACACGGUGAACUACAUCGCAGUCAUCUUUGUUCUUGUCACAUCAGUUUUUUUCUGCUUCCCACCAGCAAUUCCGAUCAACGUAUCAACUAUGAACUACGUGACAGCUGUCUUGGGCAUCUUCAUCAUUUUCGUUACUGGACUGUGGUUCAUGAAGAAGAAAUCCUACGAAGGGCCUAAACUUGAGUGCAUUUUGGGGGAAGAGUUGCCCGUGGCUGAUCUGGAGCCAAAGAGAACAGAAAAAGAAGUUGUCUCCAGCUCACAUUCCAAGCAGGAAGAAUGA